AUGUCGGCGCCGUCGUCCUCAUCGCAACCCCACAUCUCAUGGCGAUCUCGGUGGGACACUGCGAUGUCUGCAACCGCACCGGAGAGGCCAACGGUAGAGGAGGUAAUUCCGGUAGUCCACGGGGUUGUGGACCAGAUUCUAGAAGGGCCGGGAGUCAACAAAUCUCGUAUCGGUACUGUUAUACGGAAGGGGGCUACUCUGUUGGCACAGUAUUACGGUGGUCAUGUUGCAGAGAAUUGGAACGAGGUUAUUAGAGCCCCUGGCGCAGCUGAGUUGAUCAAAGAUGAAAUUGAUCGCAUAUUCCCCCUUAUCUACGGGGAAAUACUUUUCUGUGUGGAUGACGCAGGAUUGGAUUAUGCUGAUGGCGCUAGGGAAUUGGCGGGAGUCUUAUCUACUCGUAUAAUCAAGAGUGUAUUGAAGCUGACGACGAUAGACGAAGCGGCUAUCCUAUUCGAUGGGUUUAUCAAAGUAUUGGCUACUUGCAAUGAACGUUCACAGUCGGCGAUGAGCAUCGCGCCUUCGACGGUGAAUGUUUCGAGCGCCCAGGAAAAGAGUGACGAUCGUGUCAAUAUAAAAGAUUUACCAUUGGUUGAUGGUGGCGAAUGGGGUCUGGCAAAACUGGGUGUUGUAUCGUAUAAUACCUGGCAGUAUCGUAUUCGUCUGGCAUGUUCCUCAUAUGCUCUGAAGGGUCGUCGUGCGUGUUAUUACGCCUUACGUAACCUCUGUGGUGCUGAACGUACCUACGCCCAUACGUGCUUGACCAAGGAGAUACCCGAAGGCAUUGAGCCGUUGGAUUAUCUUUUACAACGACUACAGGAGGAGUAUGGGUCCGUUUGGUCCCACGGUCGGGCAAGGCAGCAGUUCCAACAGGCCAAGAAGCAGAGCAACGAGUCGGUGGUAUCGUUUAUGUCACGGCUUAAGAGCAUGGCAGUAGCACUGCCAGGGAAGUGCAACAGUAUCAGCAAGGUCGGGAUACUGUGA
This is a messenger RNA of Perkinsus marinus ATCC 50983, 981 nucleotides long. RefSeq lists its product as hypothetical. The record is from RefSeq and is a predicted model, not a curated record. Bases 1 to 981 code for a protein of 326 amino acids. NCBI's taxonomy places the organism in Eukaryota, Perkinsozoa, Perkinsida, Perkinsidae. The transcript is spliced from 2 exons.